CGUCAUAUCCGUUCAACACGAAAACGUAACGUAAUUCGCUAACACGUUUUCUCCUAGAACAGCAUAUUUCUUUAGGCUUGGCGCCUUCGUCAAAUGCAGUGAGCGUCGGUGUACGUAAAAUGGCGGACGGUGACAUUGAUUUGUACGCCGACGAUCUCGAGCAAGAUUUCGCGCAGGAUGAGUUCGCUGGUGAUGGCGUUGAUUUGUAUGAUGAUGUGAUAGCUGCUCCUGCUGGUGGUAAUGGUGGUGUUUCUACGGGAAAUAGUGGAGAUGGUGCUGGUGAUACUACCUCACCAAAUGAAGAGACAAAUGGUAGCGCACCUUAUCAUCAACUUGGAAAUAAUAUUCAGCCAAACCAAAUUGGGAGACGUCAUCAACUAUAUGUUGGAAAUUUGACUUGGUGGACAAGUGAUCAAGAUAUAACUGAUGCUGUUCAAAGUAUUGGUGUAUCAGAUUUUGUUGAAGUAAAGUUCUUUGAAAAUCGAGCCAAUGGACAAUCUAAGGGAUUCUGUGUGAUAUCUUUGGGAUCGGAACAAAGUAUGAGGAUAUGCAUGGAAAGAUUACCUAAAAAGGAAUUGCAUGGACAAAAUCCAGUAGUGACUUUCCCUACUAAACAAGCUUUGAAUCAAUUUGAGUCUCAGUGUAAGACACGACCAGCUCCGGCUCCUCAACAGAGUCAGAGUCAACGUCCCCAUAAUCCACAUCAGCAUCAGUCACCAAUGCCACCCCAUCAACAGCAUCCACAACAUCCCCAACACCCUCAACAUUCGCAACAAAAUCAUGGUCCUAGGAUGAUGAUGGGUCCUCCGCAGGGUGUACGACCACAGAGAAUGCCACCUCCAGGGAUGGGUCCACCAGGUCCAGGUGGACCAGGCCAGCAAGGUCCACCGCGUAUGCAUGGUCCGCCGAUGGGUCCUGGACCAGGACCGCACCAUCCUUUACCUGGGCAUCCUAACCAAGGUCCACCACCUCCUGGUUAUCAGCAGGGGCCCUGGAAUGGGCCAAGACCUAAUGGUCCACCUGGACCACCAAGAGGUCCAAGUGGACCUGGUGGUCCACCUCAACAAGGACCACCAGGACCAGGUCCUGGUCAACAUCGGCCUCCAGGAAUGAGUUGUACUAGAGACCUUUCAGAAGCCAGUUACCAUAUACCACAGCAAUUUCAUGGUGGUCCGCCUGGUCCACCUGGUCAAGGACCUCCACGUGGUCCACCUGGACAUCCUGGUGGACCUCCAGGUGAUCCAAGAGGUGCUCAACCGCGUCCUGAAUGGAAUAGACCACCAGGAAUGCAUCACGGGCCUCAGGGACCACCAGGUUUCCCUCAACAUCAACAUAUGCAAGGCCCGCAACCUGGUCAAGGCCCACCACAGAGAGGACCUCCUCCAGGUUCUAUGGGUGGAAUGUUACCAGGUCCAGGAGGUCCGCCACCUGGUCAUGGUGGCCCACCUCAAGGACCACCACAAGGACCCCCAGGAGGACCUGCACCACAUGUGAAUCCAGCAUUUUUCCCACAAGGACCACCUCAUCAACAUCCAGGACAACAUCCACCAGGUCCUCCUGGUCCACCCCAUGGACCACCACAUGGUCCACCUCAUGGUCCACCUCAUGGUCCACCUCAUGGUCCACCACACGGUCAACCACAUGGACCACCACAUGUGCCACCUCAUGGUUAUGGACCACCUGCAGCACAGCCACCUUAUGGUGCACCAGGACCUGAUCAUCGUCCAGAAGGUCCCCCUCCCCUUACAGAACAAGAAUUUGAAGAAAUCAUGGGUAGAAAUAGAACUGUUUCUUCUUCUGCUAUUGCUCGAGCAGUAUCUGAUGCUGCAGCAGGGGAAUAUGCAAGCGCUAUAGAAACCUUGGUUACAGCCAUCUCUCUGAUAAAACAAUCCAAGGUUGCUGCAGAUGAUAGAUGUAAAAUUUUAAUCAGUUCUCUUCAAGACACCUUGCGUGGCGUGGAAACCAAGAGUUAUGGAUCCGCACGUAGGGAACGAUCACGUUCGCGAGACAGGGAACGCAGUCACAGAAGAAGACGUGAGCGAUCAAGGAGCCGUGACAGGGAAUACAGAGAAAGAAGUAGAGAUAGAGAUAGAGAACGUGACAGGGAACGCGAUCGUGAAAGGGAAAGGGAUCGUGAUCGUGACAGAGAACGUUAUUACAGUGAACCAUAUCCACGGGAGAGAUCACGAAGCAGGGAGAGGGAUCGUGAACGUGAAAGAGAUCGCGAAUAUAGAGAGCGAAGCAGAGAAGAAAGAGAGAAUGAAAAGGGAAGAAGACCGCAAAGGGCUGAGCAUUUGGUACCUUUUAACAAGUACCAGGAAACGGAUGAUGGACUCUCACAGAGCACAAUACCAGAUAGUUAAAUUCUCAGCAACAAAAAAGAAGGAAAAUCCCAAUAAAUUUUUAUGUUGUAAUACACGAGACCAGUUUGCAUGAUCACAUACAUAUAUACAUACGUGUCUCGUGAAUGAUUAUGUUUCGAUGUGCCAUUUUGAAGUAACCAUAUAAUAGUUAACUCGACCAUGCAGCUAGAAAUAAGAGACACUGCUGGAUGGAGUACGACCAACUCAUAGUCCAAUUGUUUGAGUUUAUUCAUGCUUUGAUCCUUUGUGAUUCAAUGUUUCCAAUUUAAGUUAAUUUAUUUUAUAUCAGUUUUCAUUAUUGUUAUAUCUAUGAAUUAUAAUUUGUCAAACACAUUUUCUAUGAGAUUGAAAUAGAAUUGUUUUUAUCAUUAGUUUAAUUCUUGUAAAAGUGAUUUACAUAACAUAUUUCAUUAUUUGAUACUGGAAAUACAAUUUAUUUUUGUAGGAUAAUUUGGUAAAAUGAAACAAGUAUAUCGCUCAACAUAAUUGGAGAAUAAAUAGUACUUACUAUUAAAGUAAAGAAUUGCAAAGGAUUAAUGUAAAAUGCUUUUUUCACUCCUACUUAUCUUUAUAACUUAAAAUUCAAUAUUUUUGCAACAAUCAGUCUAAAAAUCCGAAUGCAAUGACUACAUUAAUUUACAAACAGUAUAGACAAUUCGACUAUAAGUAUAGUUCUUAGAAAGUAAAAUGUAUAAAUUGUGGUUCUUAUGAGAAUCAUUGAGCUGUACACACAUUGCAACAAAAGCCUGCAUCUUCUGGACUUGUUAGCACUGUGUGCGGCUUUCUUUAUGUAUAGAUCUUUUUACUGCGAUUCAUCAACCAGAAAGAUAUUUUACUAUAUCUCAGUCAUUUCGCCUUCGAUUCCUAUGUUAUGUUUAAACGGUGAUUUUCCGAAAAAUUAAUUAAGAACACAAUACUUUAACUUAUCAGGAUUAAAAAGAAAUUUUUAUCUUCAGUUCAGUGCAGGUUCCAAUAAUUUCAUUGAGGCAUCUAAAUAAUCGGAGUAAUUAUAAUAUUACUUUUCCUGUCAUUUAAAAUUGAAAAAGAAAAAAGUCUGCAUUGCAUUCUUACAUUACAAAUAUGCGACAAGUAUUUUUUUGUGUACUAAUAAUAAGAAUUGUCCAUUUAAAGCGCAAUUUUAAGUUGACAAAAUAUUGGUGUUUUUAAGAUAUUUGUCAUUUCUUAAUUUUGUCUUAUUUUCUUUUUAAUGUGAAAGAGAUAUUGUUUCAAAGAAAGUUAACGAUUGUUUACAGAAAAUUAAAAUAUACUGACGAUUAGUUAAUCUUAUUUUUAAUUUUUUUUUUUUCUUUUCAAUUUUAUCGUCUAACUUACGGUAAUCAACGCUGAAACUAUUUCAUAGUUUGGUGGUAGUUGCGUUUUAAAUGAAUAGUUCUAUAUUUGUUUCUUAUCAAGAGUACAAAGAGUUGUGAGAUAUUUUUAUCUGUAGCUUUAUUUUUUAAUGAUUUAUAUUUAACGACAUUCUAUUUAUAGAGAUCAUAUUUUGUUAAUAGAGGUCUCGGUCAAGUGACGCUGUGAAUUAUAGGACUUAUAUAAACAAUCAUACGAUAACACGUGAAAAAGGAUAGUUUCAAUUUUUUGAAACGCAAAGCGCUUUGUACUGAAUAGUAUUAUUAUACAGAACUAUUACAGUUCUACGUGACGAUAUCAAAUAAUGCGAUUAUUAUCAAGAAAAUUUUAUAAAAGCUAAAAGAAUCACAUUUCUGUGAAUCUACACAAAUGAUUGUUAAUAUUUAGUGGUCUUAACGAAACCGACGAAAAUCUUUUGUAAUGUUGUGAGAGCACUAUAAAUCUAAUGACAACUUUUGUAAGUAAGUAUUAUAAUGACAUAUUUAGAAUCAUGCAAUGAAAUGCAUAGAAUUCUCAAUAUUUUACAAUUCAUGAUAUUAGUAUAGUUUUUUUUAAUCAUUCAGAAUUAUAAAUCUAAAACAUGAAAAAGAUUAAUGUUAAUUUAAUAUACAAACAUAUAAUUGUGAAUUUAUGAUCAAUUGUCAAGAGAAACUAGAAAAUUCUCAAAGAGAUAAAUUGAUGUUAAAAGAAAAAUAUAUGUAUAUAUAUAAUACAUAUUUAAACUAUAUCAAAAGUUACAACUCUUUUCAAUACAAUGAAAUCUUAAAGAAGUCAAUAAAUUAAUAAUAGAUCUUUCUAUAAUAUCAAUGAAAUUUUUGUUAUAUUAUCAAGAUUUAUAAAUGUUUUAAAAUACUUAGAAAAAUACAAACAACACAGGCAUUAGAUAUAUAUAUAUAUAUAUAUACACUACGAAUUUUCUUCUGUGAUCUCGCAAAAACGUUUAAGAAACGUUAAAAUAUGCACAGAAUAUCGUAAAAUUUUACAAAAUCAAAUAUUUAGUAUUCUAAUAAUUUUCUUAUUAGUACAAAAUUAAAAUCUUAAAAAUGAACAAAAACGUUCUGUGUUAAUAUUAUAUAGUUUUAAAGCAUUUGUUCCUGAAAGGUAAUAGAAAAAGAUAACAGAAAAUAAGUGAUAGAAAUAAGCGGCUUAUUAAUUAUAAUUUAUUCAAAUUCGGUAACAGCAUAUAAUGAUGCGGAUUUUUAGUGAACGUAGGGGUUUAAAAGGGUCUACUUUCCGAGUAUGCCAUGCAUGGCGCCCUUGCACAAUUGCUCGUUACGAUUUCUUCUUUACGCAUACAUACAUAUAUAUACACAUAUAUAUAUGUAUAUAUAUAUAUAUAUUCAUUAUUUAUUUAUUUAUUUUGUUGUAUAACGUACUAUUUAAACCUGUUAAUAUUUUACUAAGUCGAAAAUAGAGAUUGCCUGGAGAAAUGUGUAUGGAGUUAAUGGGUAAGUGUAUAAUAUCACAGAAUACAGCUUUAAAAAUCGAUACCUCCCAUGGAUCACGUUUGUUUUUGUACGUUUAUCAAUAGUCUACAUUUAUAUAUACAUAUAUACGUAUACUUCCAGUCGAUAUACGAGCUAAAAUUUUGUUCAGACGUUUAUAUGUUACCCUGGUUUUUCUGAGAGCGUAUCAAGUAGUUAAUUGCUUUAAUUGUGUAAGCAGGAAUAAUUAGUUCUACAAGAAUCGAAGCUAAAUUCGAGAAUUCAAGUCACUAACAUGUUAACGAUUCAAGAUGAAAAAAAUUUUCUUAAAAUUUAAAUGAAAGAAAAUUUAUGAUUUUACAUAUUUGUUUGUUGUUCUUAGUUAAUUAAUUAACAUGCUGGUUUCUACUAGAGUCCUCGAAAUUAUCAAUUUUGCGGAUGUUCAAAUUUCAUCUAUAUAAAAUUGAUAUUCAAGAAUUCGAAAUAAAAAGAACAACAGGUAACAAAUUGAAAUUUGAGCAUCGUUUUACGUUGAUGAUGGUCAUAAUUUGUAUAAAGAAAUAUUGUACGAUUUAAUAAGAUCGAAAUUUUUGUGUACUUCGUUACAUAUCGGUAAAUUUUUCACUUUUGUAUUAUUCAGAUACAAAUUUUACAAAUUCUAGUCACUUGUGCCUUUACCAAAUUAAGCAAAUUUUUCGAUUUUCCAAUUCGGAGUUUGUAGAAAUAGUUGACGAAAAAAUUUAAUAUCGUUCCCUUAUGCGCUUUCAAAAUCGAAUCCUUUGUAUAAGAUGCUUUUGAAAAAAGUAAUAAUUAUUCGUCAAUUAGAAUUAAUUGCAUAGAAUGCAAUUAUGGCAAUUAUUGAGUUAUUUAUAUUACAAAAAGAAAACGCAAGAGAGUUAUAUACAUACAUACAUACAUAGCGAAAUUUUACGCAACAUGUAGUAAUCUAUUGUUAUAUGUAAAUCGAUAACAUUGUGUGUGCGCGCGCGUAGAAGUUAUUUACAUAUAAAUAAUUUUACACGAAAUUAAUUCUUAUCAUGAUAAAUAAAAUAAAUAUAAUUCAUAUUUUAUAUUCUAUACAAAUAUCAAGAAA
Bombus pascuorum is the source of this 6248-nucleotide messenger RNA. RefSeq names its product cleavage and polyadenylation specificity factor subunit 6 (gene Cpsf6). Gene Ontology annotation, molecular function: mRNA binding. Lineage: Eukaryota; Metazoa; Arthropoda; Insecta; Hymenoptera; Apidae. The transcript has 11 exons. Gene Ontology annotation, cellular component: mRNA cleavage and polyadenylation specificity factor complex. The coding region runs from base 120 to 2363 and encodes 747 amino acids. Gene Ontology annotation, biological process: mRNA alternative polyadenylation. The record is from RefSeq and is a predicted model, not a curated record.